UACAGAAGUCUUACAUUUUUUUUCUUUGAAUUUUACAGUUUAUAUUACUCAUUACAGUAUCUUGAUUUUUUUAAAAAUAUUUCUUUAUUUCUAUGUGGUGCUGAGGAUUGAACCCAAUGCCUCACAAGUGCUAGGUUCUUAAUAAAGGUGCUAAGAAAGAAUGUAACACAGGAAAAUAAUUAAAUAUUUUCACUGUGGAAGAAGAGGACACAAGAGGAAUCUUUGGAGAAGACAGGAGAGUUCAGUUGUUGUGAAAAGCAAGGAAUCCAUGCCUUCCAUUGCUGGGGAUCUCCAAGUCACUUGCUGGUUUUGCUGAGCCAGGUCUGGGUGCCAUCCUUAAAUGGAAGAGAAUAUUUACAAAAGAAAAUACAUUCUUCAGGUUUCUGUGCUACACUGGAGCUGAAAAAAAACUACAUGGGGAACACUAAGCAUCCUGUGUUAUGCUCGAAUUCAGGACCCCCAAAAGACCACCAGAGACCCAAGAUCGAUGUAAGCAGCAAAGAGGUGUUUAUUGCGAGCUAGCUCGGUCCUCCGCACACACACAGCAACAGGAACCAUUGACAUUAAGGGAUGUGGUCAUUGAUUUUUCUGAAGAGGAAUGGAAAUGCCUGGACCCUUCUCAGCAGACUUUAUAUGGAGAUGUGAUGUUAGAGAUCUAUAGAAACCUACUCUUUAUUGGUCUGACUUCUAAUCAAAACCAAGAAUUUUCAGAAGAACAAGAAAUAAAAUAUUUUUUGCAAAACUUGAUAAAGAGCAGAAAACACCCAUGUGAUCAUUUAAAAGAGCUUUACAAUGAUAAAUGUGAAAAAGUUUUUAAUCCAUGCCCCAAAUUUAUUUAUCCAAGCUUUCAUAAUCAAGAGACAAAUUACAGAUACAAGGUAUGUGAAAGCACUUUUAAUAAAACUACAAGAAUUCCUGAACUCCAGAGAAUUAGUAUGGAUGAGAAGCCCUACAAAUGUAAAAAAUAUGUAAAAGCAUUUAAAGAUUCCUCAAUUGUUUAUCAGAGCAGUGAUAAAUCCUCCAUAAGUAAAGAAUGUGAAAAAAAUUUUACUCAAAUUCCAUCCAUUACUAAAAAUCAUAGGCUUUACAAUGGAGAUAUACCUUACAAAUUGAAGAAAUGUGAAAAUGUCUUUAAGUGUUGCUCAAACCUUUUUAAACACUACAGUAAUCAUACUGGAGAGAAAAUCUGGAAAUGUAAAGAAUGUGGCAAAGCUUUUAGUAGAAAAUCAUACCUUACUGAACACCAGAAAAUUCAUACUGGAGAAAAGCCAUACAAAUGUAAAGAAUGUGGCAAAGCUUUUAGUCAAAACUCACUUCUUACUCGACACCAGAGACUUCAUACAGGAGAAAAGCCAUACAAAUGUAGAGAAUGUGGCAAAGCUUUUAAUCAAAGAUCACACCUUACACAACACCAGAGAAUUCAUACUGGAGAAAAGCCAUACAAAUGUAAAGAAUGUGGCAAAGCUUUUAAUCAAAACUCACUUCUUACUCAACACCAGAGAAUUCAUACUGGAGAAAAGCCAUACAAAUGUAAAGAAUGUGGCAAAGCUUUUAAUAAAAAAUCACGCCUUACUCAACACCAGAGACUUCAUACAGGAGAAAAACCAUACAAAUGUAGAGAAUGUGGCAAAGCUUUUAAUCAAAGAUCAUACCUUACACAACACCAGAGAAUUCAUACUGGAGAAAAGCCAUACAAAUGUAAAGAAUGUGGCAAAGCUUUUAAACAAAGAUCAUGCCUUACUCAACACCAGAUAAUUCAUACUGGGGAAAAGCCAUAUAAAUGUAAAGAAUGUGGCAAAGCUUUUAAUCAAAAAUCACGCCUUACUCAACACCAGAGACUUCAUACAGGAGAAAAGCCAUACAAAUGUAAAGAAUGUGCCAAAGCUUUUAAUCAAAGAUCACACCUUACACAACACCAGAGAAUUCAUACUGGAGAAAAGCCAUACAAAUGUAAAGAAUGUGGCAAAGCUUUUAAUCAAAAAUCAUGCCUUUCUCAACACCAAAGAAUUCAUACUGGAGAAAAGCCAUACAAAUGUAAAGAAUGUGCCAAAGCUUUUAAUCGAAAAUCACAACUUACUCAACACCAGAGAUUUCAUACAGGAGAAAAGCCAUACAAAUGUAAAGAAUGUGGCAAAGCUUUUAAUCAAAGAUCACACCUUACUCGACACCAGAGACUUCAUACAGGAGAAAAGCCAUACAAAUGUAAAGAAUGUGUCAAAGCUUUUAAUUGAAAAUCACAACUUACUCAACACCAGAGAUUUCAUACAGGAGAAAAGCCAUGCAAAUGUAGAGAAUGUGGCAAAGAUUUUAAUAAAAUAUUAUGCCUUACUCAACACCAGAGAAUUCAUACUGGGGAGAAACCAUACAAAUAUCAAUAAUGUGGCAAAGCUUCUAAUUGAAGGUCAUUCCUUAGUCAACACCAGAGACUUUAUAUGGGAGAAAAGCCAUACAAAUGCAAAGAAUGUGGCAAAGCUUUUAAUCAAAGAUCAUACCUUAUUUGACACCAGAGAAUUAAUACUGGGGGAAAGCCAUACAAGUGUAAAGAAUAUGGCAAAGCUCUUCAUCAAAAAUCACACAUUUCUCAACACCAGAUAAUUCAUACUGGGGAGAAACCAUACAAAUGCAAAGAAUGUGGCAAAGCUAUUCUAUUAGGAAAAAGUGUUGUUGUUCAUCAAAUAUUCAUACUGGAUAAGAGCCAUAUAAAUGUUAAGAAUAUGGCAAAGUUUUAAGUAUGCUUCAAGUGUUAACAAGAAACAGAUCAUUCAUACUUGAGGCAAUUCUCACAAAUCUAUAUACUGUAAAAGUCAUUUGUUGUAAGAUCACACCUCAUUGGUCACCAGAAACUUCAUACUAGAAAGAAAAAUUACAAUUUCCCAGAGAUAGCUCCACAGCACUGACUCCAUGAAACUCCAACCCUUGCCCAACUGGCCGUUACUCAGGAGCCCAUGGAAGUGGGCAGGAAGCAUGGUUGGAUCCUUGGCCCUCUUUCCUUCUGAGGACCUCUCCAGGUUCACUUGUCCUUUCCUCAGUUUCUCUGUUUGAAUUGAUUGAAUUCCAAUCAUCUUUUUUUCCAAAGCUAUCUCUGGACUUAAAGGCCUCUUUUGUACCAAACCAACACAUUAAUAAAACUAUCUUAUGCCUGAA
Molecule: messenger RNA, 3144 nt
Organism: Marmota monax (woodchuck)
Lineage: Eukaryota; Metazoa; Chordata; Mammalia; Rodentia; Sciuridae
Product: zinc finger protein 420-like
Exons: 7
Coding region: 441-2231 (596 amino acids)
Biological process (GO): regulation of transcription by RNA polymerase II
Molecular function (GO): DNA-binding transcription factor activity, RNA polymerase II-specific; RNA polymerase II cis-regulatory region sequence-specific DNA binding
Source: RefSeq, a predicted model, not a curated record